Molecule: messenger RNA, 1002 nt
Organism: Cladocopium goreaui
Lineage: Eukaryota; Dinophyceae; Suessiales; Symbiodiniaceae
Source: the annotation of a GenBank genome assembly
AUGGAAGCUUUCUAUGAACUCUACACCUUGUGGUGUCAGGGGAAUCAGAGUGAGGAAUCUGAGAUUGCCAAGAGCCGAUGUUUCGCCCAAGUCUAUGAAGAGCGGUGGAAAGGUAUGGUGCAAUUCAGAGAAGCUUCUCAACAUGCCCGGUUCAGGUCAGUGACCCACGUCUUCGGCGAAGAUUUCGUGGCCAUCAUCAAUGAGAAAGUGAAACCUGUCCGGAACCGUGAGCUUAGAGCUGAGAUCUUGGUUGGGAGCUUGAACUGGCGGGACUACUAUGUGCAAUAUGGAACUGACAUGGCUGGAUUGGUGACCAAGCCCAACUCUGAUUUGAGUGUCAAUCACUGUUGGAGAUUCAUUCGCCGGGCUGAGGACUAUCCAUUCCAUCCAGAUGACUGCAUCCUUCUGGUGAAGUACCUUGUGAACUCUCAGAGUUUGUCCCAACCGCCACUGGCUGCCCUUCCAGUGAAGUUUGCAGAACGACUGAUCAAGAACUUGGAAUCCCUUCCGAGAAACCUCUUGUCUGACAGAGCCAAGAAAGAGUUACAUGGAUUCAAUGUUCAUAUUAUCAAGGAUGCCAAUGUUCGCCAAGAUUGGCAAUCUGUCAGUGAACCAAUCUGGUGGUUCUCACGAGAUACAAGGGCGUUGUGCUUGGCCCCAAAUCCAGAGGGGUGGGAACGAUUUGCACCUGGACCAGUUCAAACUGUGACCAUUCUCCCAUCCAAGAAGGACCAUGCCACCAAACAACCUCGAAAAAGAGGCCGUGCUCCCAGGGCAAGUGGCCCAGGUGAGCAGCAGAUCUUUGCUGAGAAGUCGUCAGUGGCCAGUGUUGCUGUGCCACCUCAGGUGGAUGCAGAAGAGCCAGAGCCACCCCAACCCUCUGCUGUUGCUACCCCAGCUCAGCCGCCCCCACCAGAGCGUGCCACUUUUGCUGGUCGAACUGGGGUUGGGUCUGAUGAAUUUCGAACCAGUUGGAAUGAUCGAAGGGCUAUGUACUACUAG